Messenger RNA from Gamsiella multidivaricata, 1935 nucleotides. RefSeq names its product Metallo-dependent phosphatase-like protein. The coding region runs from base 271 to 1785 and encodes 504 amino acids. The transcript has a single exon. The record is from RefSeq and is a predicted model, not a curated record. Gene Ontology annotation, molecular function: acid phosphatase activity. Lineage: Eukaryota; Fungi; Mortierellomycota; Mortierellomycetes; Mortierellales; Mortierellaceae.
UUCUGGAUGAGGUCGAAUGGGAUCGGUCCAUCAUCUUCCUUUGCACCCUCUUCAUCGCAUCCCCGCGCCGACACUACCACUUCAUCGACAGCAACAGCAACAUCAUCGCCAAGAAACAACAGCGAUCGACCUCGCCUUGUAAGGGCCAGCCCAAAGUAAGCAUAUUCCCAACCCCGCACUGGACCCUGUCUGUAUGGCAUCACACAUCGUCCAGGAACGCUGUUUUGGCCUUGUCCUCAUCUUUCUUAACAUAUACAGGCAUCAGCAACAAUGUCUAGUUUCAGUGCCAGCAAGACUGGUAUGGCAACACAGCACCAGCGCCGACAAAGCAUGCCUGCACCCGCUCCCAUCUCCACAGCUGUUACGCCGACAAUUAUAACCACGCCACCCUCUGCAACGGGAUCAGGGCCUUUGGGAUCCAGAUUUCACAGUCGCCAUCCUAUGAUGCUCCACGGAGGACCGACCAACAGUAUCCAGGACUGGGUCGAGAAAGGCCUGUCAUUCAUCCCCAGACGUCGACGACAGAUCCGGUAUCCGAUCGUGGUCUGUCUCGGUUUGUACCUGUUCUUACUCUACCUCUACUUCCAGGACAUGUCGACAUGGUCUGCAUUGGCUGGCUUCAAGCUUAAGAACUGGGCGUUCAAUUGGGACGUCAAGCGUUGCUCCUAUCGCAAGGAUCCAAUGCUCUUUGUCAAGGACAGUUCAACAGUGUUGGUGAUCUGGGAAAUGAACUGCAAACUGCCUGAGAUGGGUCUGACCUGGGUCUCAGCCGCUCAGCAUAGCGGUCAGGUCGACUUGGAUGAGACGCAUGGAUCGACAUCAUUUACUGUAUUGGACAAAACCCAUGUCGUCUAUACCGCAACACUCUCCGGGAUGCCGACCGUCAACAGCAAUAUCACCUAUUCUAUUGUUCCUCCAAGAGCCAUGUCACAUCUCUUCCGAUCCUACACCUUUUCUCAUCUCCCAAACCCGCCUCUGAUCGCAGAUCGGGAGAUUGCACGCUUUGGAGCCGUCUCUGACAACCAGUGUGAGGUCGCGCAGUUUUUCAAGGUCCUCAAAGCAAUGACAGAGCACCACAAGGUCGAUUAUCUGAUCCAUGCAGGCGAUGCGGUUCAGGACUAUAACUCACUUGACAACUGGCAGACGGACUUUGCUUCACCUCUCUCCUACUUCAAAAUCGGCCAGACAACACCUCUGAUCUACACUCAUGGCAACCAUGACUUUGAUCCUCAGGGACUGUACCCAUACACGGGCAAGCGCACAUGGCACGCCUAUACACUUUCUGGCGUUCGUUUCAUUGUCCUGGACUCGAACCUCGAUGCGCGUGAACAGGAUCGCUGGCUCGAGGAGGAAUUGAGGUCGGAGGCCUCGAAGCAGGCAUGGUUCAGGGUCGUCUUGGUUCAUAUCUCACCCUACACGCAGUACUGGGAGAAGGACGCGUGGGUGGACAAGGGCGAGAAGAACUGGGGAUCCUUUGUCCGGACCCGGUAUGUAUCCCUGUUUCAGAAGCACAACGUCGACCUAGUGAUUUCAGGUCAUCAACAUAAUUACAUGCGUGGACAGGACGAUCAUACGGUGUACACCAUUAUUGGUGGUGCAGGAGGUUCAUUAGAUAAAGAGCAGGUCGAGGACUAUACGGUAUGGGCAGAAGGAAAAACCAUGUUGCGACACCACUAUGUGCUCAUGAAGAUCACGGGCGACCGUAGGCUGAUCUGGGAGGCCUAUGAUGCCGACUGCGGGACGCGUCUAGACGCUUUUGUUUUGCACUCGAGAACAGAGGUAUGAGCAUACUAGAGGGAGCCAGUGCUCUAUACGACUACUACUCCACACAAAAUAAAAAAAUCUACUAUAAAAAAGCAAUCUACUAUCUACAAGCUGAAAGUUGGAUAGAGGAUGCUCUGCUAUGUCGCGUAGAUUCGAUGGACUCGAGACCCA